GUAUUUUGAUCUCUCGUCAGAUGUUGUGCUGAGAGAUGUAAAAGCGAUUGACUUGACUCAGAAUUUUGCUUGCAAUGUGAUGUGCGAACUAGUUAUACAAGUCAAAGUCUAUUUAUUCUGAUAAUUUAUCUCUAGUCACUCUGUUAUUGAUUAAAAUUGAAAUAAACAUGCACGCAGAGGAAGAAAUAAUCUCAGUCAAACUCAACAUAAGCAAAAAAGACAAAGAUGGCAUCGAAUUUGAUGAUUUUUUGCUCGAUGAAUUAGGAGGAAUGAGCCGUUAUCAGUUAUUGUCUGUAUUUGCGACCACCGUGCAAGUAUUUUGUGCAUUUUCAACAACCACUCUUCCAUUUUACCUAAGCGCAACGCCAAAAUUUAGGUGUGCAUCGCCGUUUGAUGAGGACUUCAUCGGUCAAAAUAAUGUAUCUGACGAGUUUCUACGAUCUAUCCGGCCUUCAACUUCCAGCCAAAAUUACAACUCAUGUCAUGAACGGCUUUACAACUAUUCCUUAUGUAAUGGGAAUUGGAAUACUUCGUGUUUGAAAAAUCAAACGGAUGCACCGCUGGUGAAAUGUGAUAAAUACGUCUACGAUGGCGACGUAUACAAGUCCAGUAUCACAACUGAGUGGGACCUGGUAUGCAACAGAGCUGUAAUGAAGACUAUAGCAAAUUCUUCAAUGUUUUUCGGAUUCCUCAUUGGAGCAAUCAUUUCGGGCAUUGUUACUGAUCGCAUCGGACGCAAAAUGACAAUGCUACUUAUAUGUAUUUUAUCAUCUUCUUCGGGGUUCGCGUUUGCAUUCAGUCAAAGUUAUCAUGUUUACAUUGUGUUCUUCAUUCUCUUUUCAAUUGGAAUCUCUGGACAAUAUAUUGUUACCUUCACUUAUAUGAGUGAAAUUUCAUGUAAAAAAGGAAGAGGAAAAUUAAUUUUCACCGUUUCAUUACUGGCAAUAAUUGGAGACAUUCUGAUUUCACUCGUAGCUGUUAUUUAUCGAAAUUGGAGAUAUAUUGCAAUAUAUAGUGGCGUGAUAAACUUGCUUUAUUUACCAGUGCAUUUUUUCAUUUCUGAAUCACCAAGGUGGCUGUUAUCGAUUGGCAGAACAGAGAAAGCACGAAAAGUUGUGAUGAAGUAUUUUAAAUCUAGUGGGAAAAACUUCAAUGAAGAAAAAUGGCAAUCUGUGCUGAAAUCUUUUGAGUCGCAAAGGUCAGAAGAUGAAGUACAAAGCAAAACGUACUCGUUUAUUGAUUUGUACAGAUUUCCUCAUGUUCGAAUAAUAUCGAUGAAUGUUAUGUUUUCGUGGAUGGUUAUUUCGCUUGUUUAUUAUGGACUCAUACUUAAUACUGGAUACCUUGCAGGUAAUCCUUACGUGAAUGGACUUGUAAAUUCAACACUUGAUUUUAUUGCAACAAUUGCUGCACUGAUUGGAGAAAGAUAUUGUUCGAAAGUUUAUUUACUAAGUGGAUCGUACGCGAUCGCUGGUAUAAGUUGCAUAUUGAGCAUGUUAGUUUUAGAUUUCGGAUACGCCACUGCAAGCGUUGUGUUCGCGUGCGUUGGCAGGCUUGGAGCAGCUAGUGUUUACAAAAUCAUUUAUGUUGUGACACCAGAAUUAUUCCCUACAUUGCUGCGCGGGACUGGAAUGAGUAUUUGCACGGGAACUUCAAGAAUUGGAGGUAUGCUUUCACCUUUCAUCGUACAAUCCCAGGAAGUGAUACCAUGGCUAAUGCAGUCCAUUUUUGGCGUACUCAGCAUCGUGGCAGGAUUUCUGGGCUUGAUCUUCCCAGAUACCAAGAAUGUUGCUCUAGUAGCAACCCCUGAAGACGCUGAAGACUUUUUUAAAGACAAUAUGGCUCUGAUUUAUCGCCGCAGGAAUCCAAAAAGACACAGAAAGUUUACCUAUCCCAGACUGCGUAGAAAUAGUUCCAAUUUAGUGGAAGACGUAAAGCUAUCAGAGUGCGAUCAAGUCGAGGAGGCAUAUUAAAAGGAUCGCAAGCAACAAUGGUAUAUUCUAUUUGAACAUAAUGUAACAAUAUUCAAAAUGCUUUAUUUCUUUUUCUAUGUUAAACGGAAUGAACAAUUAUCGACCAAUAAAUGGAAAAAUACCCAAAAUUCAAUGCUUGAAUUUGCUUGCACCUCAUUAAUAUAAAUUGAGUGUACAGAAUUUUCAAUGUUUACUUCUAAACCCGAAUAGUUACAAUAGUGUUAUGCUGUAUUGAUAUGUUAUAAACAUUUGCAAGCUGUAUUUACUCAAUUUUUUAUGCUUGUGAACUAAUAAAUUAUUACCCCACACGAA
Styela clava is the source of this 2285-nucleotide messenger RNA. RefSeq names its product solute carrier family 22 member 1-like. The record is from RefSeq and is a predicted model, not a curated record. Lineage: Eukaryota; Metazoa; Chordata; Ascidiacea; Stolidobranchia; Styelidae. Gene Ontology annotation, biological process: transmembrane transport. Gene Ontology annotation, cellular component: membrane. Gene Ontology annotation, molecular function: transmembrane transporter activity.